AUGUUGAAUUCCAUGACACUUGUCAAGGGCGCAUUCGUCUCGCCAUGUAUCUUCACCGACUGCACAGAUGACAUGACGAUUGUCCGUGAGGAAAUCUUUGGGCCAGUGCUCUGUCUUCUCUCGUUUGCAAGCGAGGAAGAAGUGAUUUCGCGUGCAAACGACACCCCAUAUGGGCUUGCUGCCGGCGUCUUUACAAAUGAUCUCAGACGCGCGCACCGCCUCGCUGCAAAGCUGCAAGCCGGAACCGUGUGGAUCAACGACUACAACCUCUCGCCGGCGCAGCUGCCAUGGGGCGGACAGAAAAAGUCUGGAAUUGGGCGAGAGAACGGGCUGGAAGCGUUGAGUCACUGGUCACAGGCAAAGAGCGUUUAUGUCAAGACGACGGUGUAA
Molecule: messenger RNA, 390 nt
Organism: Salpingoeca rosetta
Lineage: Eukaryota; Choanoflagellata; Craspedida; Salpingoecidae
Exons: 4
Coding region: 1-390 (129 amino acids)
Molecular function (GO): aldehyde dehydrogenase (NAD+) activity
Source: RefSeq, a predicted model, not a curated record